Messenger RNA from Trichoderma atroviride IMI 206040, 666 nucleotides. RefSeq lists its product as uncharacterized. The record is from RefSeq and is a predicted model, not a curated record. Lineage: Eukaryota; Fungi; Ascomycota; Sordariomycetes; Hypocreales; Hypocreaceae.
GAAAAUUAUCUAGUCAAACCACUAAGCUUUGAUCACCUUCUAUUUAUCUCAAAAUGCCAAAGCCACGUUCAUCACUCCCAAACCUUCGCCCUGAAAAUGGAAGUGCGGACCCUCGCGCGAGUCAGCACAUACCUUUUGUUCUCAAGCUUGAGCCACGGCCCAUAACUCAGAUCAAGCAAUCCGAAGAGCGUCCAGGCCCUGAAACUUUUGUUUCUCUUGUGAAAGAAGAGGCUUGCUUGAUCCUGAAGCAAGCUCAUGUAAUCCAGAAGCAGACAGAAAAUCUUCAUCGCCACGCGGAAACACUUCAUCAAGAAGCGGAAGCUUUUCACAAAAAAACAAAAGCACUUAUUCGGGCUGAAUCUCUUUACAUGAGAGAAGAGUUUCAUCAGCUUUACACGGAGAUAGGAGAGAAGCUGAACAUGCCCGUGCCAUCUGAAGGCGCUUCUUUUACUCCAAAUAGUCCAACCACUCCGACCGCAAUCAAAGAUAUAAAUUUUGAGGGACAUGAUGAAGGUUCGGGUCAAUCAAAGUAAAGUCCAUAGCUUUUUUUCUGGACUCCAUGGUUAUUGGAGAUGAGAGAAUUGGGACGGGGUAUACGUUUUCCUUCAGAUUGUAUUAGCUCUCUUCUCUUUAUAGAUCUCGAAUACACUUACAAAUUCUGAGACU